GUAAACCGGCGAACCGUAUGAAUGCAAAUAAGAUGAACGUUGUCGCUUCCUAGUUUGGCAAGUCACCGCCGUACCACACCUCAGCUGCAUCGGUCACGUGAUUUCUCCUAAACGAUCUCUGCUGCUUGACUCUGCUCGAGACUGCUGUUUGUUGACGUCUUCGUGUUUUGCCUCUGUAGAAUCUUUGAAGUGACAAUGGCACCAAACCUUGCACCAGUUGGAGGCAUCGCUCUUUUUCUGAGCUUAGGCUUUGGCCUCCAUCUCAUAUACCAGUUAUACCAGGUCAUGAAGCAGCGGGAGAAGCCUCACAGACAGGAAACGACGAGGACAGGUCAGAAUAAAGCUAAAAAUGUUAAACUCUCUGCAUAUGAACAACGCAUUGACGCUCACCGGGUUGACCCGCAGGCCAUGCAGAUCACAUGGAGGGAUAUCGCAGGUCUGGAGGAGGUGAUCAAUGAGCUAAUGGAGAAAAUUAUCUUCCCCGUUCAGAACAGAACUCUGUUCAGGGAAUCCCGACUGCUGCAGCCACCCAAAGGUGUGCUGCUGUAUGGACCCCCAGGAUGUGGUAAAACACUCAUUGCCAAGGCGACAGCAAAAGAGGCAGGCUUUACUUUCAUCAACUUGAAGCCGAGCACACUGACAGAUAAAUUUUACGGAGAGUCCCAGAAACUGACUGCUGCUGUGUUCUCACUGGCGUCCAAAUUAGCCCCAACGAUCAUCUUCAUUGACGAGAUAGAUUCCUUUCUGAGGAAUCGAUCCAGCACCGAUCAUGAAGCCACAGCUAUGAUGAAGGCUCAGUUUAUGACUUUGUGGGAUGGACUCGAAACAGACCACCAGUGCCAGGUGAUCAUUAUGGGAGCCACCAAUCGUCCUGAGGACAUAGACCCUGCCAUCUUGAGGAGGAUGCCCACCAAGAUCCACAUCAAGCUGCCUAACUUUGAGCAGCGCAAGCAGAUACUCAGACUGAUCCUGGAAAAUGAGAAGGUGGAUCCACUGAUUAACUUCAGCCACAUCGCUGGGGAAACUGAGGGUUUCUCAGGAAGUGACCUCAAAGAGAUUUGUCGUGAGGCAGCACUGCUGUGUGUCCGAGAAAUCAUGGAUUCUGACACCCUUUCAAUUGACCACAUCCGUCCAAUUAGUCAGGAUGACCUCCAGAACGCUACAAGAAAGAUGAAGAAGUCCAAGAUUCCUGGUGGCCACAGCACAAUCUUUUCAAUUGACCCCAUCCGUCAGACUAACCAGGAUGACCUCCAGAACGCUACAAGGAAGAUGAAGAAGUCCAAGAUUCCUGGUGGCCACAGCACAAUUUUUUCAGAUGACCCUAUUCGUCAGAUUAAUCAGGAUGACCUCCAGUCCAACACUGCGGGAAGAUAUGGCAUGCUGAUGUUGUACAUAAUCAUAUUUCAAAUCAUAGUAAUUAUUUAUUUAAUUUUUAGGCACACUGAAAAUAAUUAUCUGUUGAAUUAACUUGAAAAAAAAUAUGUACAUCAAUUGCACACAAUAAGUGUUUUUGUUUUUUUUGGGUUUUUUUUGCUUUUGUGCUUAGAAACAUAUAAUCAUUUAUGCUUAGAUAUAUAAUCAUUUGUGUGCUGAUAAAAUAUCUUAUCCUUAUUAGGUCUGAUAAGAGUCUGUGUACACUUGUGUACCAUGAGAUGAGUGGAAGCAGCCUGGACGUUAUAAUUUCCAUUAUAUCUGUAUAAACCAGACUGUCUUGUUCGUUAUCUCAAACUGUAAGACUUCACACCUUUAAAUGACCCAUUUCAAGUUCUUGUUUUUAUAGUUUAGCAAGACGUUUACUUCUGCUUCUCUGCAUACAGUUUAAGUUCAUUGAGAGGUCAUAUGUCUAUGUAUAGUAUGGCUGGAAACACACACACAUGCACCUACACUCACAGGAUACGGACACUGUAGUUGUUGUUCAGAUAUGCUGCUUAAGAAUGCCACAUGUAUUUGUAAUUGCAUAUUCAUGAAUGAUUGCUUGCUGACAAUAAAAAGGGCUGUAGCGAAGGAAUCAGUCGAAGUUGGCUAA
Haplochromis burtoni (Burton's mouthbrooder) is the source of this 2026-nucleotide messenger RNA. RefSeq names its product outer mitochondrial transmembrane helix translocase. Gene Ontology annotation, molecular function: ATP hydrolysis activity; ATP binding. The transcript is spliced from 12 exons. The record is from RefSeq and is a predicted model, not a curated record. Bases 196 to 1467 code for a protein of 423 amino acids. Gene Ontology annotation, cellular component: mitochondrial outer membrane. Lineage: Eukaryota; Metazoa; Chordata; Actinopteri; Cichliformes; Cichlidae.